AUGGGAAAGAGCAAGGUGCUUGUGGUAGGUGGAACUGGGUACGUGGGGAGAAGGAUUGUAAGGGCAAGCCUAGCCCAAGGCCACCCAACCUAUGUCCUUCAAAGGCCAGAGAUUGGUCUCGACGUUGAUAAGUUAGAAAUGCUCUUGGGAUUUAAGAAGCAAGGAGCUCACCUUGUGGAGGGUUCAUUUUCUGAUUUCCAAAGCCUUGUUGAUGCUGUCAAGCUUGUUGAUGUUGUCAUCUGCCCCAUGUCUGGGGCUCAUAUUCGGAGUCACAACAUUUUGAUGCAGCUCAAGCUUGUUCAAGCUAUCAAAGAAGCCGGAAAUAUUAAGAGAAUCAAAGAAAAGGUGGCUUAUGGUAUCGAAGGUCAGGGUGGUGGGUGGUUAAUAGUGAUAUUCCAAGUCCUCAAUAUGAAAAGAAACAAACGUUUCUUGCCAUCAGAGUUUGGUUUCGAUCCAGCACGUAUGGGACAUGCACUUGAACCUGGAAGAGUUACAUUUGAUGAGAAAAUGAUAGUGAGAAAGGCAAUAGAAGAUGCUAAAAUCCCUUUCACUUAUGUAUGUGGCGCCGCCUUCGCCAGCUAUUUUGCCGGCAACCUUUCUCAGAUGGGAACACUCUUCCCUCCAAAGCAAAAAGUGCUUAUUUAUGGAGAUGGUAACGCUAAAGUAACUAUUUUGGAUGAAGAUGACAUCGCAGCAUAUACAAUCAAAACAAUAGAUGAUCCGCGAACAUUGAACAAAACAUUGUACCUUCGUCCACCAGAAAACGAACUCAGUCAAAAGCAAUUGGUCGAGAUGUGGGAGAACCUAAUAGGCAAGAAACUAGAACAUAUUUCCAUUUCUGAACAAGACUUCCUUGCCUCUAUGAAAGGUAUGGACUAUGCAGGCCAGGUAGGAGUGGGGCAUUUAUACCACAUGUUCUAUGAAGGCGCUCUGACAAACUUUGAAAUCGGGGAAGAAGGAGAAGAAGCUUCAAAGCUUUACCCAGAAGUGAAAUACACCCGCAUGGAUGAAUACUUGAAACUUUAUACAUGA
Prunus armeniaca (apricot) is the source of this 1032-nucleotide messenger RNA. Lineage: Eukaryota; Viridiplantae; Streptophyta; Magnoliopsida; Rosales; Rosaceae. The record is from the annotation of a GenBank genome assembly.